AUGGGAUUGAACCUGGAUCGCGUGGGUGCAUCCCGCUACCUUAUUUCCAUCCAGCGCGACGAGGACAUCGUGAACUGGGUGAAGGAAAACGACGUUGAAGGCUACGGCAUCAGCCGGGACCCCACCGUCCGCGACCGGCUGGCUGAUAUGUGGAUCGAAGGACAGGUGUGCCGGUUGAUGACGCUGCGCAGCAUGUCCAUCGUUGAGUCGGAGGGGAAUUUCACCUACGAAGGUUCCGCAGAAAAGGUAUUUGCACCUGAGCAUGGCGUGCGCACCACGGAAACCAUCGCCCAGAUAUUGGGCCCCUACGGACAGUUGCUCAACGGUUCCGACGACGCCAUCGAGGAUGGGAUUUUUGCCCACAACCUGAUGGGCGCAUUCCAGAGCGGCAUCAACCACGGCAGUGUCCAGGUCAUGCGCGACCAGGUGGCCCGCCGGGGACUUGGGAUGCCUCGGGUUUAG
Messenger RNA from Geodia barretti, 462 nucleotides. The record is from the annotation of a GenBank genome assembly. NCBI's taxonomy places the organism in Eukaryota, Metazoa, Porifera, Demospongiae, Tetractinellida, Geodiidae.